GAGCUCUGCGCGCACUUCCUAUUUACAGAUUGGGGGAACAAGGAAAUUUUUGCACAUUUCAGAAAAAUUGAUUCCUAAUAUUAGUUGGAUCUUCUGGAACUCUAUAGAGGUAGCAUAACGAUCACCGGAUGCUUAUUAACAAUCGCGUAAAAGCAUUCAUGAACCGAUAGUCACGUAGAAAUGAAUGACUGAUGGAAAAAGUGUGGACGUGAACCUUAAAGUGACCUUUUGAAGGACAGCCGCAUCAACCCACUUCUCUCAAACUGUAGACCAGUGUGAAAACACCACACACACAUCCAUCUGAACAUUAGAGAUCCCAACCUCAAAACGGGCCAAAAUGACUGCGUCAAACUGGGGUUUGAUCAUGAACGUUGUAAACAGCAUUGUGGGUGUGAGUGUUUUGACGAUGCCCUUCUGCUUCAAACAGUGUGGAAUUGUUUUGGGCACCUUGUUGUUGUUCUUCUGUUCCUGGAUGACACACCAGUCCUGCAUGUUUUUAGUCCAUUCAGCCAGUAACACCAAACGCAGGACUUACGCGGGACUUGCAUUUCAUGCAUAUGGAAAACCAGGCAAGGCACUUGUGGAGUUAAGCAUGAUUGGCCUUAUGCUGGGGACGUGCAUUGCGUUUUAUGUCGUCAUUGCAGAUCUUGGGUCCAACUUCUUUGCUCAGCUGCUUGGGCUGGAGGUGACUGGUAGCUUCCGUAUCGUAUUGCUGUUUGCAGUUUCGCUGUUCAUCGUGUUGCCCCUCAGUUUGCAGAGAAACAUGAUGUCAUCCAUUCAGUCAUUCUCCGCCAUGGCGCUGAUCUUCUACACACUCUUCAUGUUCACGAUGGUGCUGUCCUCCUUGAAACACGGCCUCCUCACUGGCCAGUGGCUGAACAAGGUCAUUUUCGUUCGGUGGGACGGCGUCUUUCGCUGCAUCCCUAUCUGUGGCAUGGCAUUUGCCUGUCAGUCGCAAGUGUUGCCCACUUAUGACAGCCUGGAUGAGCCGUCGGUGAAGAGAAUGAGCACAAUAUUCACCUCCUCUCUCAAUGUGGUCACCACCUUUUACAUCACAGUGGGGUUCUUCGGUUAUGUGAGCUUCACAGAUAACAUUGCCGGGAACGUACUGAUGAACUUUCCAUCUAACCUGGUGACGGAAAUGAUCCGUGUGGGCUUUAUGAUGUCUGUGGCUGUGGGCUUUCCCAUGAUGAUCCUGCCUUGCAGACAGGCCAUCAACACCAUGCUAUUCGAGCAGCAGCAAAAAGAUGGCACUUUUGCCGCAGGAGGGUAUAUGCCACCCCUUCGCUUCAAGAGCAUCACUCUGUGCAUCGUUUUUGGCACCAUGUUUGUUGGCAUCCUCAUUCCUAAUGUGGAGACCAUCCUGGGUCUGACCGGAGCCACCAUGGGCAGUCUGAUCUGCUUUAUCUGUCCAGCUCUCAUCUACAAGAAGAUCAUGAAGAACGCCUGGACCGCACAGGAGCGAUUGCAAGUGUUGCCCACUUAUGACAGCCUGGAUGAGCCGUCGGUGAAGAGAAUGAGCACAAUAUUCACCUCCUCUCUCAAUGUGGUCACCACCUUUUACAUCACAGUGGGGUUCUUCGGUUAUGUGAGCUUCACAGAUAACAUUGCCGGGAACGUACUGAUGAACUUUCCAUCUAACCUGGUGACGGAAAUGAUCCGUGUGGGCUUUAUGAUGUCUGUGGCUGUGGGCUUUCCCAUGAUGAUCCUGCCUUGCAGACAGGCCAUCAACACCAUGCUAUUCGAGCAGCAGGUAACACUCUGA
Danio aesculapii is the source of this 1765-nucleotide messenger RNA. RefSeq names its product putative sodium-coupled neutral amino acid transporter 10. Gene Ontology annotation, molecular function: amino acid transmembrane transporter activity. NCBI's taxonomy places the organism in Eukaryota, Metazoa, Chordata, Actinopteri, Cypriniformes, Danionidae. The coding region runs from base 338 to 1765 and encodes 475 amino acids. Gene Ontology annotation, biological process: amino acid transmembrane transport. The transcript is spliced from 14 exons. The record is from RefSeq and is a predicted model, not a curated record.